Mucor velutinosus is the source of this 1233-nucleotide messenger RNA. RefSeq lists its product as uncharacterized. Bases 1 to 1233 code for a protein of 410 amino acids. The transcript has 9 exons. Lineage: Eukaryota; Fungi; Mucoromycota; Mucoromycetes; Mucorales; Mucoraceae. The record is from RefSeq and is a predicted model, not a curated record. Gene Ontology annotation, molecular function: mRNA binding.
AUGUCAGCUCCUGCUAGCACGGAAACUGGUAAUGCAACACUUAUGGAAGAUGUAUCUGGCAAUCCUGCAAACACCAUCUACGUCGGCAACCUUGACCAGAGAGUUACUGAUACCAUGUUACACGAGAUCUUUGCGACUGUAGGUCCCGUCGUUAGCGUGAAAAUUGUAACUGUUAGAAGACACACUGCAUAUGCAGGUGUAAAUUAUGCUUUUGUGGAGUUUGCCGAUCAACGCACUGCUGAACAAGCUAUCCACGACAUGAAUGGUAGAAAAAUAUUCAACUAUGAAAUCAGAGCAAACUGGGCACAGCAAUCCAGCAACGCUGCCAAGGAGGAUACAGCAAACCACUUUCAUGUAUUUGUAGGUGAUAUUGCACCUGAAAUUACAGACGAAGCGCUCGUACAAGCUUUUUCUGUGUUUGGAUCCAUGUCUGAGGCUCAUGUCAUGUGGGAUCCAGUCUCUGGCAAAUCCAGAGGCUUUGGGUUUGUGGCCUUCAGAGACAAGACUGAUGCUGAGCAGGCCAUUGCUACCAUGAAUGGCGAGUGGUUGGGAUCCAGGGCGAUCCGUUGUAACUGGGCUACUCAAAAGGGGCAGACUGCUACACCUGCACCUCAACCAGGCCAACAAUUGCCUUACGAAGUUGUCAUUCAUCAAACACCCGCUUAUGUUACCAGUAUUUAUGUCGGUAACUUGCCUCCCAACGUUAACCAAACCGAGCUGGUUCAACCUUUUCAAAGAUUCGGCUAUGUGCAAGAAGUCAAGCUCCAGGCAGAUCGUGGAUUUGCCUUUGUAAAGAUGGAUACACAUGAAAAUGCAGCCAAUGCUAUUGUUCAUUUGCAAAACAUCAACAUCAAUGGAAACACUGCCAAGUUAUCCUGGGGCAAAGAUCGUCCUCCACCAGGAUGGCAAAACUAUGGCGGAUACCAUCAUCAACAGCAGCAACAGCAGCAGCAACAAAACUGGAAUAACAUGCAAUACGGAGGAGGAAGAGAUGGCAACCACCGCAACAGCAACAAUGCUCAAAACAGCAAUGUAUUUGGCGUUCCGGCUCAUUUAACCAACGGCUAUGCUUUCCACAACAGUGGCAGCAACAUCCCUAGCCUCGAUCCUCAUUCUGGCCAAGCAGUGGCAGCUGCUCAUGCUGCUCAGUGGAACCAACAAGCUGCUGUAGCUGCUGCUCAGCAACAACAGCAAUUAUAUGAACAAUACAAUAAUGGUGGUAAUAACAUUUGA